CUUGGCAGCCCUGUAGUGUUCUGAAAGGUAAACAUAAACAAAGAUGUGAAGGAUUGUUGAUUUACUUAAAUAUAAAAUUUUACUAAUUGGGCCAAAUUGAUCAUGUCCGAAAGUCUCGAUUCUGAUGGUAUUGAGGACUCUCCACGAAGGGGGCCAACAUUAUCGACCUCCACGUCCAGUUUUGAGGCUCUCGAUCCUCACGACCCAAAUUUGAGUAGACUGGCCAAUGCACUGUUUAGUAAAACCUCUGACUAUCUCUAUGGGGAGCUCACAUCGACACUGGAUGACUAUAAAUUGUUGGAAAACAUGAACAGGGCGACCAUUUCAAAGUACUCCGAUAUGAAAAACAUUGCGACCAAUGUGGGCAAAAGCAUGGUCGAAUUGAAUCAGAAAUACGAUGCACUGAUUCCGCUGCUUCAGCAAAUUGAUCAAAUAGAGGACAGUGUGGUGAAACUGGAACAGGCCGCAUAUAAACUGGAUGCUUAUUCGAAAAGAUUGGAGGCAAAAUUCAAGAACUUAGAGAAAAAAUGAUGAGGAACCCAUGUUUAGAUUUAAGCAUUAACUAGAACAUUUAUCUAUCGGCCAAUAGUUUUUUGUACAUAUGUGAAAACCAGUUUUUUUCCAUGCCAUGUAAAAUAAACUGUUUUGUAUUCAUGCCGUUCCCAUAAACGAAGUCCAUUAAAACUAAUAACUGGG
This is a messenger RNA of Dendroctonus ponderosae (mountain pine beetle), 696 nucleotides long. It is a transcript of the gene Blos2, whose product is annotated as biogenesis of lysosome-related organelles complex 1 subunit 2. Gene Ontology annotation, biological process: endosomal transport; lysosome localization. The record is from RefSeq and is a predicted model, not a curated record. NCBI's taxonomy places the organism in Eukaryota, Metazoa, Arthropoda, Insecta, Coleoptera, Curculionidae. Gene Ontology annotation, molecular function: gamma-tubulin binding. The transcript is spliced from 3 exons. Gene Ontology annotation, cellular component: BLOC-1 complex; gamma-tubulin complex; BORC complex. The coding region runs from base 103 to 531 and encodes 142 amino acids.